ACAAAGAUGGUGGAAGGGAGUGAGUUUUGAGAAGGAAUAUUCAGUUGGGAGAAUGCCUUACAAAACGUUCUUAUAGACACGAAAUUUUCGAUCUAAGCCUGAGAUGAGUAGGUGGAGGAUCGUAAGAUUCACGAGAGAUGUGACAGUAGGCGCUAGUCGCCUAGUUGGAGUCACAGUCGUUCGCUUUUUGAUGUCAUGUUGUACAGUUUUUGUGAUUCUGUGGAUUGCUGUGUUACUGUACGUCAGUUUUUACUACGCUUACAUGCCAACCGUCAGUCAUGUUAGGCCGGUAUUCCUGCUAUUUAACUCCAACUGCGAUGAUUCACGAGGGAAAACUUUGUGUUCCUUCCCUGAAGCCAAUUUGUCUUUGAGCACUGGAGAACGAAUACUAAUGAGAGGGCAGCGCUACCAGGUUUUUCUUGAUCUUGAGAUGCCACAUUCUCCUGUUAAUGAAAAGCUAGGCAUGUUCAUGGUUAGGGUAACCUUUUUAUCUGAGUCUGGAAAAGUUUUGGCAAGUUCAGAGAGAUCAGGUAUGCUUCAUUACAAGUCAGCCCUGUUGCAGUCUCUUGGUACAGUUUUCUACUCACUACCAAUGGUUUUGGGUUUUACUGAGGAGAAACAGAUUGUGCAGAUAAACCUUCUUGAAGAAUAUGUUGAGGACUCUUAUCAUCCAGCAGUCGGGGCCACUGUGAUUGUACUCAGCAAAGAAAUUGAAAUCUACUCUGCUGCCCUGAGGAUCGAAGCUCACUUUGUGGGUCUGAGGUACAUCAUGAUCAACUGGCCUGUAACAUCAGCUUUACUGUCGAUUACCAUCAACUUUUUCAUCAUCAGCGCCGUGUUCUUCUUCGCGUACAGCGCUUUUUCACCCGACUCAGGAUUCGAAGAGCACAUAGCGCAGCCUCAAGCAGACUUAGACACUGUCACUGAAGAACAACAGCGUACCCUCACGCGAAGACGAGUCAGAGCGGGACGGGAUAGGCCUGGAACCGAGGACAUUCCCCCGGCCUCUCUAACCCGGCCGCCCAGGACGGGUAGGUUGAAGCCCAGAAAACUUUCUUCGUCACGCACCCAAGCACCCAGUCGUUCAAACGGAGGAAUGACAAGAUGUGCCUCCUUUCCUUCCUCUAGGUGGGACUGGUGCAUUCUUCAAAGGGCUCCAACUUCGGCUGCACACAAGGCACCCCGUUCCCUCCAUAGAAACAGUCCGCGUCACCAUAGUAACGAUGAUCUGGGCAGCCGAACGGGCUGUUCGUGUCCUGGUGUCAUUGCCAAUGGGGAUGGUAAGUAUGGCAGCCAAGUUGCCUACUUCCAGAAUCCUCGGUCCCUUACAAACUCACCAGUCGACACCGAACCCUACUACAUCCUGAGCUUCCGCGAGGGAAGAGCUUGGCGAAGUGGUAGGAGGCAUGGUAGUGACGGUGGCGAUGGAUAUGCUGUGGCACGGUACGGAUCCAGUGUGGAUGGGUAUCCUGUGGUGCGGCAGAGAGCUGGUGACGAUGUGUAUCCUGUGCUGCAGCCUGGCUCCAGUGGCUUGAGAUUAAGCUGCACUAGGAAGAAAGUUCUGGAGCAUGAUGCAUUGUCCAGUGGCAGCUCCACAGAGUGUGUUCAUAUGCGAAGGAGUCAGAAAUUACUUGGGGGAACAUCACUUGGUAAAAGCUUUGACUCCGCUCGCCGAUGUGACCAUAGUGCAUACGAACGUGAUUUUGAUCAUGGCUGCCACGACGAGUGCAGAGAUGGCAGUGAUCUAUCUAUCAAUGAGCAUUUGCAGAGUAGGGUCCCUGAUGGUGCUGCCUCUUCGUCGGAGUACAUUCACAAUUUGGCCUCAGGGGCCAGGAGCGCACAGGACAGUGGUCUUGUUUCUUCAGAACAAAGUGUGAAUCGACCUCUUAACGACAGCGAGCACGGAGAAUUGGUACACAAACGAUCGGUGAAUAAGACUCGAGCCAGAUUUGGACUUUCAUUGAAGAGGAUGCUGUCUAAAAGAGACGACAAGUCCUCGUGAUGUAAAUGGUUUGACACCAGAGGCGUCAGCCUUCACGUGUUUUGUUCUUCUUCUCCUAUAUAUAAAAGACAGUUUCUUAUUAAUUUGCAGACACAAAACGCGCAGGACUUCCGUUGCUCCUGUAAAGUGGUGUUUUAAGACAAAAGAAAAGAAUAACUCGAAGAUUAAUUUUUAUUUAAAAUUUAACAUAUGAAAAGUGUGCGCAGAGAGUAAUCCUAGUGGUUGAGUUACUCCUGAAAAUAAGAAAUCUUGCCGACUAAACUUAUGUCAACAUGAGCCAAAUUCAUCGACAGAGUCUAAGUCAACUUGGAGGGCGACUUAUCCAGGUUAUCGUAACGGAGGUAAACAUUGCCUUUGUCUGAUCCAUGCGCGGUGAAUGAAAGUGUAUUUUUUUUUCUGUUUUUGGCAUGUUUGCUUUAUCGAUAGUAUAUAGCGUGAAACUGUGGAUGAGUAGGUUCAGCUGAAUGUAUUACCUUCUCGCUGUACGUUGCUCAAAUUUGUCUCAGUAAACUGCGCUUGAACAAAUAUUUUCAGGACUGUUUUCACUAGAACGAUGAGGAGUAAAAUCAUUGUUCUUGGCAUUCUUUAACCCUUUAACUCUGUUAAAGGACCAAGACAGAAUUUCACCUCCUAUUAUAAUUAAAAUAUCAAGCAGACGAAUCAUUAUGAUGAGAAUGAAGAAAAAUAUCAAUUAGUAAAUUAUUAGUUAAUCCAGUAUCAAAUUCUUUGAACUGACAUCGCAAGAAUUGAAAGGCAGAAAAUAAGAAGAUUGCCAAUGAAAUCUUGAAAAUCAAAGGGUUAAUUUAAAAAUCUGGCAGAGAAUUUGCGUUGACGGAGGAAGGUGCGUGGAAUUUAGUGACGUCGGGGAAAGAACAGCGACGAGGAAUUCUGUCACGGAUAACGGACUUUGAUUUAUUUGGCGCAAGUUUUAUUUGAAAAGAUUUUGCAACUUUUACAGAUUUUAUGUAAAUUAAAGUGUUUUAGACAAUGAU
Stylophora pistillata is the source of this 2994-nucleotide messenger RNA. RefSeq lists its product as uncharacterized. Gene Ontology annotation, biological process: lipid droplet organization; lipid storage. The record is from RefSeq and is a predicted model, not a curated record. NCBI's taxonomy places the organism in Eukaryota, Metazoa, Cnidaria, Anthozoa, Scleractinia, Pocilloporidae. Gene Ontology annotation, cellular component: endoplasmic reticulum membrane.